UUGGGUGAUCCUAGCUUCCGGUGAAAGAGGAGAAGCAUCUCACACGAUUAAUUACUCUGACCAGGCCCGUCGUCACUCACCAUACUUAGGUGGUUGGGCGGGCGUUUUUAGUAACAAUUAUGGCUCUGUAAAACAAAACGAGAGACUUUGGUAACUUUCUAAAGUAUUUCAAGUGACUUGGCUUCAGAUUGUGGUUUAACUAGACGCCCAUCGUCAGAGCUACAGGUUGAGACGCUACCCUGCAAUUGCCAGCUAGUUAGCUAGCUAAAGACGCAACUAGCUGUUCGCCGAUCUAGCGCCUCUAAAUUAGACCCAGUUGUCCGUUUCAACAUGUCAACUGCGGGGUUUAAUUCGCAAAAUGGAACUGGGACUGGACAGACGUACGCGAAUGGUCCGACACAAACUCCUGCAUCCUUGCAUCAGGUGCCGGGGGUCAGCUCUGGCAUGACUCACCAACCAGCCUACAACCCAAUGCAGGCCAAAGCUCCCACCCCGCCUGGACUUUACCCAUACCAGCCUGUUCCCUCAUUCAAUUCCUCCCCUUCAGUUCAACCGCUGCUGUCCAGUCCUCUCGUCGGAGGCCCUCCAUCCCAUACCCCUCCUCUGUCUGCCAGCCCCAGUCCUGGUCCAAGGCUGCCCCCUGGACACGCCACUCCUCCUCCCCCUGCUACUGCUGUGUCUUCUGGUAGCUAUUACCCGAGCUCCAUGGCUCCAACAUGGCAGUUCAACACAGCUACCCAGCUCCCGGGCUCGGCCGCUUCUACAAAUGUACCCUUUAGAGGCACUGUGGGAAAUCAUGUGAAUCCACCUGUAAGCUUACCUGCACCGACGUCAUCAGCCUCUUUCAGCCCCACACCACCACCCAUGAACAACCCCCAGCCCCCCGGCCCAGGAAUCCCUCCCACUUCUAUGCAUGGAUACACUCAGCCAGGUCUUGCACCCUCGCCAGGGAACUUCAUGCCUCCUCACUCAUACCCACAAAGCAGACCAGGUUUUGGUCCUCCACCCACAGGACCACCACCUGCAAUGAAACCUCCUCCUACUGGAGCCCCAGUGACCAACGCUACACCACCUCCGCCCAAAGCAGAUGGAGCAGUAACUGGUAAUGGCCCUCAAGCACCAAACAACUUCAACCAUGUUGAAAACAAGAUGGCUGGUCCGACUCAGCCUGGGCCGCCGAGUCGACACGUGGGCCACUAUCCAUCCCUCCCUCCUGGGUAUCAAAGCACUCCGCAUGCAGGCCCCCCCAUGCAUCCUUCACAGCCUUACACUCAGGCUGCUCCACCGUACCAACAGCCGCCCGGCGGCCCCGGCCCGGCCCAUUUAAGUCCAUCUAUGGCAGCCAUGAGCCUCCAGUCCAGCACCCCGGAGGCCCUUAGAGUGGUGAACCUGCUGCAGGAAAGAAACCUGCUGCCACUGACCGCAGUGUCGGCGCCAACACCCUGCCUCCCCCAAGACCUGCAGAAGAUCAACUGCAACCCAGAGGUUUUCCGUAGUACCCUGACCAGCAUCCCUCAGAGCCAGUCGCUGCUUAACAAAGCAAAGAUGCCUUUGGGCCUGCUGCUCCACCCCUUCAAAGACCUUUCGCAGCUUCCUGUGGUGACCUCCAGCACCAUCGUCAGGUGUCGGUCCUGCAGAACCUACAUCAACCCCUUCGUCUCAUUCCUAGACCAGAGAAGGUGGAAGUGCAACCUGUGCUUUCGAGUCAAUGAUGUUCCAGAGGAGUUCAUGUACAAUCCGGUCAGCAGAUCAUACGGCGAACCACACAAAAGACCCGAGGUGCAGAACGCCACGAUUGAAUUCAUUGCUCCUUCAGAAUACAUGUUGCGACCGCCCCAACCUGCUGUUUAUCUCUUCGUUCUGGACGUAUCUCACAACGCCGUGGAAACGGGUUACCUGACUGUGUUCUGCCAGUCGCUGCUGGAAAACAUCAAUGCGCUUCCAGGAGACUCGCGGACAAAAGUCGGCUUCAUUACUUUCGACAGCACCAUCCAUUUCUACAACCUCCAGGAGGGCCUUUCCCAGCCGCAGAUGCUCAUUGUGUCUGACAUCGAAGAUAUCUUUUUACCAACACCUGACAGCCUUCUAGUAAACCUCAAUGAAUGCAAAGAGCUGGUGCAGGAUCUGUUGAAGAGUUUACCAAAUCUGUUCAUGAAGACGAUGGAGACCCAGUCCGCUUUGGGUUCAGCUCUGCAAGCUGCCUUCAAGUUGCUGUCGCCCACUGGGGGGCGCAUGUCUGUCUUUCAGACCCAGCUGCCUAACCUCGGGAUGGGGGCGCUCCAGUCCAGAGAGGACCCCAACCAGAGGGCUUCUGCCAAGGACAUCCAACAUUUAUCGCCCGCAACGGAUUUCUACAAGAAGCUGGCCCUGGACUGCUCCGGCCAGCAGGUGGCCGUAGAUCUGUUCCUGCUCAGUUCUCAGUACUGUGACCUGGCAUCACUGGGCUGCAUAUCCAGAUACUCGGCCGGCAGUGUUUACCACUACCCCUCCUACCACCACCAGCACAACCCGGCUCAGGUGGAGCGCUUCCAGAAGGACCUGAAGAGAUACUUAACCAGAAAAAUCGGCUUCGAGGCUGUUAUGAGGAUACGGUGCACCAAAGGCCUCUCCAUCCACACGUUCCACGGCAACUUCUUUGUGCGCUCCACAGACUUGUUGUCGCUGCCCAACGUCAACCCCGACGCCGGCUUCGCGGUUCAGAUGUCCAUCGAGGAAAACCUGGAUGACAUGCAGGUGGUUUCCUUCCAGGCUGCUCUGCUUUACACGUCCAGCAAAGGGGAGAGGAGGAUCCGAGUGCACACUUUGUGUCUCCCUGUGGUCAGUUCUCUGUCUGAUAUCUUUGCGGGGGCUGAUGUUCAAGCCAUUACUGGACUGUUGGCUUCUAUGGCUGUGGACCGGUCGGUGACGGCCAGCCUGAGUGACGCCAGAGACGCCAUGACAAACGCCGUCAUUGACUCGCUGUCAUCCUACCGACAAUCUGUGCUGACCAUCCAACAACCCGGGCUGCUAGCGCCCGCCUGCCUCAGGCUCUUCCCGCUUUACAUCCUGGCUCUUCUCAAACAGAGAGCCUUCAGGACGGGCACCAGCACCAGGCUGGACGACCGUAUGUUUGCCAUGUACCAGCUGAAGUACCAGCCGCUGGCCUACAGCAUGCUGAUGAUCCAUCCUGCUCUGUACCGCGUCGACGACCUGACUGACGAGGGGGCGCUAAACAUCAACGAGCGGACCAUCCCUCAGCCCAGACUGCUUCAGCUGUCUGUGGAGAAGCUCAACAGGGAUGGGGCAUUCCUUAUGGAUGCUGGAACUGUCAUGUAUUUGUGGAUCGGACGAAACUGCCACCCGAACUUCCUCACACAAGUCCUGGGAGUUCCAAACUGCUCCAGCGUGCCUGAGAAUUUGUAUCUCCUCCCAGAGCUGGACACUGCAGAGUCCCAGAGAACCAGAGCCUUCGUUGGAUGGCUCAGGGAUCAGAGGCCGUUCUUCCCCUCCAUCCACGUCAUCAAGGACGAAAGCCAGCUGAAACCUCACUUUAUGCAGAACAUGAUCGAAGACCGGACGGAGUCGGCCUUGUCCUACUACGAGUUCCUCCUCCACCUCCAGCAGCAGAUCUCCAAAUAACUCACAGAGGAUUGUUUGAGUGGAGGAAACCUCAGAGCAAGGACUCGUGUAUGUGUGUGCAUAUAUAUGUGUGUGUGUGUGUGACGGCAUUGAGGAUGCCUCUUUCUCCAGCUGUGGUCCACCAUUCUGUCUGAGAACCAGCCGAGCUUGAAAGGAGGCUCGGUUAAACGGUGCCGAGGCGCAGACACUCGACGGUGAUGUAAUCUGGCACUUUUCCAAACAGCCGAAAGCGCGUAUAAGAGGAGGAACUUAGAGGAGAAGUUUGUAAUGAUCAUAACGUCAGGAAUUACAUGAAUCAGUGUUUAUUCUUAUAGAACAAUGCUGUCAAACUGGGGUAUCGUUCCGGUACAGAUGUUGGUCCUGCUGGAAAAGCACGCCUGUCUUUACUGACACUAACCUGAGCAUGCUGGAUUUAGGUUCAGUUCUCAGACUGCGUCUGGACGCCACCUGGAGCCUUUCUGUGCGCAUCUCCUGAGUUCUGGCAUCGCUUCGUCUCUUCAGGACUGAGCGUGCUCUUUUAUUUUGACAGUCAUUCUAACCACGAGUCGAACAAAAGUGUGGACUGUGAUGUUGAAGACAGGUGGACUCCGCCGUCUGUACCUCAUGUCUCUUUCUGGACAUUCGGAAAAAUCUCUAACAACAUCGCUGUUCUGUUUCCUUUCCUUCCUGAUUGUUUAAUUUAUGAGACUCCCAAUCUGAUUAAAUUCUGUAAUUGCCUUGUAUGGGAACUCACUUUUUAUUAUUAAACCUCCUGUUUAAGUACAGACUCUAUAUAUGAACUAUUUUAAUAUGAUAUGGGAAAUUCUUUAACACAGACAAAAAGCCAUUGUGAUCUCUUAAUCAUGCUUAUUAAUACUUGUAUAUUGAAGACUGCGUUAUAUAAAGGUGGAGAAAUGCUGAUGAUUUUAGUAUAAAGAAAAUGAUACUAAGAGAAUAAACUGUCUGGGACUUUUUAAAUGAACUUUUUGGUGUUUUGGAUGUCAGACAAUGUUUGUUCGAGAUUUAAAUCAAGACUAUUUGAUUUAAGGGCUCAGACUUUAACCAUUUCAAA
Messenger RNA from Oryzias melastigma (Indian medaka), 4669 nucleotides. It is a transcript of the gene sec24a, whose product is annotated as SEC24 homolog A, COPII coat complex component. Gene Ontology annotation, cellular component: COPII vesicle coat; endoplasmic reticulum exit site. The transcript is spliced from 23 exons. Gene Ontology annotation, molecular function: zinc ion binding; SNARE binding. NCBI's taxonomy places the organism in Eukaryota, Metazoa, Chordata, Actinopteri, Beloniformes, Adrianichthyidae. Bases 331 to 3618 code for a protein of 1095 amino acids. Gene Ontology annotation, biological process: COPII-coated vesicle cargo loading; intracellular protein transport; endoplasmic reticulum to Golgi vesicle-mediated transport. The record is from RefSeq and is a predicted model, not a curated record.